AUGAAGAACAUGAGAUCGUUCGUCGCGGCGUUGGCGCACAAAAGCUUGGUGCACGAUGCGCAGUGCGACACACGUUCGCAAACUUUCCAGUCAGAGCGCUACGAAGUCGGUGUCAGCUGGAAUCCCAAUCGAAUGCACCGAGCCAGUAUGGAGAUUAAUCAGUAUUGGGAGUUGGUGUUGGCAAACACGCCGUCACUAGGUGAUGGAGGCUUGGCGAGAAUCGCACCACCUGAUAUCCACGGAUGCUAUCUCGACUUGGGAACGCCAAGACCGCAAGCCUUGUUCUUUAUUAACGACGGGCACAGUGGCGAUGAAGUGGCGCGGCUAGUCGGGCAAAUCUUGCCAAAGUUGUUUGAGCCCAUUUUCAAGCAGGUUGAUUACGAAAUUGCCACUGCUCGGAUCAGCGAGUCUGGCUGCACAAAUGCGCUGUGCUUGAUUCGGGAUGAGUUGAAUGACGAGGGCCCGCCUCAGAAAGUUGUCUAUGCGGCCAAUGUCGGCGAUACUCGACGCUACAACAUCACUCGAGCGUUUGGAGAUUUGCAGCACAAGCGUCAGAUGAUUAGUGUUCCACACGUUUCCUGUGCACUUCUGGACGAAAAAGAAGACACGCACAUUAUUCUGGUGUGCGAUGGUGUCACCGAUGUGCUCGGAGAUCAAGAUUUAGUCGAUAUUGUCAAAUGCCAUCCCGAUGUGGAACAGUCGAGUACGACCAUUGUACAACAUGCUCUAAAAAGCGGCACAACCGACAACAUUACAUGCAUUGUGGUGAAACUCCUGCCAACCUCUGUCAAGUCCAAAGCGACGGAAGCUGUUUUGGACAAGCAGGCUCUUCCCAGACUUUCCCGGGCGCUGUAG
Molecule: messenger RNA, 855 nt
Organism: Capsaspora owczarzaki ATCC 30864
Lineage: Eukaryota; Filasterea; Ministeriida; Capsasporidae
Exons: 7
Coding region: 1-855 (284 amino acids)
Biological process (GO): protein dephosphorylation
Molecular function (GO): protein serine/threonine phosphatase activity
Source: RefSeq, a predicted model, not a curated record